Messenger RNA from Corticium candelabrum, 1292 nucleotides. RefSeq names its product acetyl-CoA acetyltransferase, cytosolic-like. Gene Ontology annotation, molecular function: acetyl-CoA C-acetyltransferase activity. The transcript is spliced from 7 exons. The record is from RefSeq and is a predicted model, not a curated record. Lineage: Eukaryota; Metazoa; Porifera; Homoscleromorpha; Homosclerophorida; Plakinidae. Gene Ontology annotation, cellular component: mitochondrion. Bases 30 to 1214 code for a protein of 394 amino acids. Gene Ontology annotation, biological process: fatty acid beta-oxidation.
AACCACUGCAUACGGGCAUUGUGUUAAGAAUGGCUUGCAAAGUUGUGAUUGUUGCAGCUGCUAGAACACCGGUAGGGAAUUUCAACGGAGCUUUUAGCUCUUUGGCAGCUCAUCAAUUAGGCGCUAUAGCCAUUAAGGAGUCUCUUUUGCGUUGUGGUGUGAGUCCAGAAGAGGUUAGUGAAGUCUUCAUGGGUCAAGUGCUAACAGCAGGCGCUGGUCAGAAUCCAGCUCGUCAAGCAUCAAUAGCUGCAGGCAUUCCACACACGGUUCCUGCAACGUCGGUCAACAUGCUUUGUGGCUCUGGCCUUCGUUCUGUGGUUCUAGCCGCUCAAGCCAUUAGCACUAAUGAUGCAACUGUCGUUGUUGCAGGUGGACAAGAAAGCAUGAGCCAGUCUCCGCAUUGUAUGCAUUUGAGGAGCUCUGUGAAGAUGGGAGAUGCCAGUAUGGUUGACACCGUCCUCAAAGAUGGCCUCAUCGAUGCAUUCAAUAAUAUUCACAUGGGUAUCACAGCCGAGAACGUUGCCAAACAGUGGCAGAUCUCGAGGGAGGAACAGGACCGAUUUGCUGUUCAAUCGCAAUCUUGGGCUGAACAGGCACAAAACGAGCAGCACUUUGUAUCAGAGAUUGUACCAGUAGUGAUUCAAACUCGAACAGGUCAGAUAGAGGUGUCUGUGGAUGAAUUCCCUCGGCAUGGCACUACGAUGGAAAAACUAAGUCGUCUCAAGCCAGCAUUUAUUAAGGACGGGACGGGAACGGUCACAGCUGGGAAUGCUUCAGGUAUCAACGAUGGCGCUGCGGCAGUCGUGGUGAUGAGUCUUCAUGAAGCAGAGAAGCGUCAGAAGGCUCCACUAGCUCACAUAGUCAGUUGGGCACAGGCGGGCGUUGAUCCAAAAAUUAUGGGCACCGGCCCGAUACCAGCAAUCAGGAAGGCACUAGACAAAGCUGGUUGGACGGUCGCCGAUGUUGACUUGAUUGAACUAAACGAAGCGUUUGCUGCACAAUCGCUUGCUGUAGUUUCCGAACUGAAGUUGGAUGUGACAAAGGUCAAUGUAUCUGGAGGUGCAGUUGCUCUCGGGCAUCCUAUUGGAGCAUCAGGAACACGUGUUCUAGUGACUCUGCUCUACGGGCUGAAGAGGACCGGUGGCAGGAAGGGGAUCGCAGCUCUCUGCAUCGGUGGGGGGAUGGGCAUUGCCAUGUGUGUGGAACGUGCUUGAAACAGUUUACCCACUCAAGGCAAAUGAUUGCAAUUUAUUUAAUAGAACGGUCGUAAUUAAUAAAGUAAUUCAUCCGUG